AUGUCUGCGCGAAUUCGCCACUCACUGUCGCCUUCCUCUACCCGUGUACCACUGCCUUCCUCUACCCGUGUACCACUGCCUUCCUCUACCCGUGUACCACUGCCUUCCUCUACCCGUGUACCACUGCCUUCCUCUACCCGUGUACCACUGCCUUCCUCUACCCGUGUACCACUGCCUAUCUCCACCCGCCCUCCUCUCCGCUCCUCGCCACCUCCUUACACGCACUCUCCUGCUGCCCUCGUCGCGCGCUCUGCCCUUCUUGCAAUGAAGGCGCGGGGUGUGCGGUUGGAGCGGGUGGAGGCGGGGCCGGCGGAGGAGGCGGAGGGGGAGGGCACGGAGGCGAGUCCGCGGCUGCCCAAGGCGGACAGCCACAGCCGCGCGCCGCACGAGGCCGUCGCGCGCAUCCUCGAGGACGACCUGCUGGAGGGGGGCGGGCUGGAUGGGGGGAACGCGGAGGGGGGAGCGGGGGGCGGGGGGAGCGCGGAGGAGGGAGGCGCAGGGGGCGCACUGCGCACCGAUGACAGCACUGCCUGUCUUGUUGUGUUCCACUCACUGCCCUCUCCUCCUCUGCCUGGCCUUCCUCUGCCCUCUCCUCCUCUGCCCUCUCCUCCUCUGCCCUCUCCUCCUCUGCCCUCUCCUCCUCUGCCCUCUCCUCCUCUGCCCGCUCCUCCUCCGCCCGACCCUCCUCUGCUAGUGCCUUAUGCCUUUCCACCUGCUCACGCAUCGCUCUCCCGCCCCUCUCCUGAUCUCCCCUCUUUUUCCACCCACUCCCCCGUUUGCCUGUGGGGCCAGGUGUUCCACGUGUACAGGGCGGGGCGCACAGGGCCCGUGCUGCUGUGCCUGCAUGGGGGCGGCUAUGCCGGGGCAUCGUUUGCAGUGGCGGCGGGGCACAUGAGGGGCGAGGUGCAGGUGGUGGCCGUGGAUAUGCGUGGCCACGGCGCCACACGCACCGCCAACGACCUCGACCUCUCCGCCCAGACGCUGGUGGAGGAUGUGGCAGGCGUGGCAAGGAAGCUCUUUGGCGACUCACCUCCCGCCAUCGUGCUGCUGGGUCACAGCAUGGGGGGGGCGGUGGCAGUGCGCGUGGCGGAGCAGCAGCUGCUGCCAUCGCUGGCAGGCCUCGUCGUCGUCGACGUCGUCGAGGGCAGCGCCGUGGCAUCGCUGGGCCACAUGCACGCAGUGCUGGCGUCACGCCCCUCACACUUCCCAUCGCUCCACAAAGCCGUGGAGUGGAGUGUGCGGUCGGGGCAUCUGAGGAGCGUUGAGUCGGCGCGUGUCUCGGUGCCACCCACCCUCGUGCCAGACGCCGCAGGGAAGGGGUUUGUGUGGCGCACCCCGCUGGAGAAAUCUCAGCCCUACUGGAAGGGAUGGUACACGGGUCUGUCGGACCUCUUUCUGCGCUGCCCCGUGCCCAAGCUGCUGCUGCUCGCCGGCACCGACCGCCUCGACAAGCCGCUGACCAUCGCUCAGAUGCAGGGCCGCUUCCAAAUGCUCCUUGUCCGCCACUCAGGCCACGCCAUCCAGGAGGACGAGAGCUUGGAGUUCUCUUCCAGCGUGCUGCACUUCAUUGCAAGAAACCGAAUCACACAGCGUGGAGUCAUG
This is a messenger RNA of Closterium sp. NIES-65, 1602 nucleotides long. The record is from the annotation of a GenBank genome assembly. NCBI's taxonomy places the organism in Eukaryota, Viridiplantae, Streptophyta, Zygnematophyceae, Desmidiales, Closteriaceae.